ACCUCAGACCUCUUUUCAACCCACCCGAACUCAUCUCGUGCGUCCCGCUUGUCAGUGAUGCGCAUUCUCUAAGCCUGGGCACUGGUUUCGGGUUUUCUUUCCUCUCUGAUUAUUAUUGUUAUUCUUUUUUUCUUUCUCCUUGGUCGUGGGAUUGUCGAUCGCAUCGAGCCAUAAUGAAUCAGACUCCUCAAAUCCAAAGCACGGUCGCCGUGCAAUCGUCCUCCAUCCCUUCGUCCUUGCAGCCCGACUUCUCUCCUCCCGCCACGACCCCCCCAAAUGACAGCGCUCCUCCGAGACACCGUUCCAAGCCUAAAAACAUUUUAGAGCUCCCGAAGCCGAAAGCCUUGACCCGAGUCAAGGGUAAGAUCGCAAUGCAGACGCCGUCACGAGCCAGCACAGAAAUGUCAUGGAUGAAUGACCCGUCCCCCAUGUCGGGCAACCCCCGCACGCCCACGGCGAGAUCCCGGUCGAGGACCCCCGAGCCCCCGAUGACCGCUCUCGUGAACCCGUCUUCAGCCCUACUCCAGGAUCUCCUAAACGAACAACGUGCCUCUAGAGGCGCACGAGGCUCGUCCACAGAGGAUCUGGAAGGCAGCGUGCUCCGCACCCCAAGCGCGGCCCGUACUCGUUCCCGAUCGGUCUCUAAAUCGCAGCCCCAAUCUCAAUCUCAGCCCCAGUCCCAGUCCCAAUCCCAGUCCCAAUCACAUUCCCAGUCCCAGGAAGAGUCCGGGUCCGAACGCCAGCGGAAAAUGAACAACGCCCUGUCGGCAGGUCUGAAACAACCUCGAGAAAUGGGUAUGAGGGAAAUGGACCACUACGUCUCGAAAAUCAAUAAACAAAACUUUGACCUCAAGCUCGAGAUCUUCCACCGAGUCCAACAGAUGGCGGUCAUGGAGCAGAAGCUGGAACGGAUGGCGGAACUGCAGGAAGAGCUUCGGCGGAUGGAGCGGUUGGAGGAUGAGCUGUCCGAGCUGCGUGAUGCCGAGGAGGACAACCACCGCUUGCGAGAGUCCAAUGAGCAGCUGCGACAUGAGAUCGACAAGCGCGACCAGGCCGUAACGGAGGCAGUCGAUCUCAUCUGUCAACUCGAAGCUAAGGUCGAUCGUCUGGAAACGGGCGGUCCAAUGGCGAGGCCGGCUGCGGCUUAUCCGAGCGAAGACCCCGGUGCGGUCACGCCGAAGGGGAGGAUCGCGGUGGAAAUUCCCCAGAGGUCGUCGUCGAGGAAAGGGACGAGAACGCCCGACCGCCACCGGCGCGUCUCACCCGGAACCCGUCACCUCAAGUCGGCGCCGUCAUUCCUCCGCGAUGAGACCACGCGGACGGCGGCCCUGCGAAGUCUGUACGCACCUGAGGAGGAAGUACAUCCGGGCAUGAGUGCGCUCACUCAGACCGAGAGCUGCAAUUCUAUGAACGAGAUGGCCGAGGUUGAAUCGCCGCGCCUCAGCGCCUUGAGCGAAUGUAGCGAACUGAACCCUGACACCAGUUUCGUUGGAUCCCACGGAUUUGAUGAACUGGAAAUUCCCGUCCGGCCGAAGGUAGCACCCAUCGCGGAUGCGACACCCAACGCAGGCCAUCGUGAGGCGGCGCCGCUCCCCAUCGGCUGUUUGCUUCGACCAUACCAGCAUGACAUGCUGGCCUCGACGGUCCAGGAGAAUUCGAACCCCGUUCUCAAGAUGGACCAGCUGAGUUUCGAUAGCGGUUCGUUGAACAGCUCCAGCCAGCGAACGCCGCUGGACAGCGUCUUUGGCAGCGCCAGGCUCCCCCCAACACCGGACACGAUGAGCACGGCGUACGCAGGUGGCCCCAACGGUUCCGCUGGCUCGCAAGGAAGCCAUCCUGGCGAGAAGGGCUAUGUGGACCCGCUUCUCCCUGUCAAGCGCCGCCUUGGUCGUCCUCGUUCGGCCGGUGAGCUCACUUCGCUGCGGAGUCUCUCCGAGAGCAUGGACCUGAACAUGAGUGACUGCACCCUGCCCCGAGCCAGCCUCGAUGACGACGAUGAACCGCCCACGAUCUACCCGCUGAACAGCAUCACCGCCCGGGGCGACGGUCUUCUGAGCCAGGAGACGCUCAACCAGCGGACUUACGACUACCACGGCGAGGAUGUAUUGUUCAACGAGGAGGGCUUGGAGAAGGUGCUGUCGAAUAUGGACCAGAACAACUAUGCCCCAACCCAGCGCCGGGCCACCCGAGAGCCCGCGUACUCGCCAUCAUCGUCGCCCCCGUUGACUCCCCAGGACUGGAUCGAGGCCGCCAAGUCUGACACCCGGACGAGAACCGGGUCCCCGCGCGGGCCCCGCCAGGGGCCCCUGCCCGCCGAGACUCGCCUGGUCGGCGCGCGGGCACCCAGCCAGACCUCCUUCCUCGGGCGUCGGCACAGCAUCGAUACCGGCGUGCGAGACGCAGAGAUCCCCGGCAUCCCUACGCUCGACUUGUCCUCGCUAGAGCUCGACCCGACCCCUCCCCUUGAUCCCUCCGCACAGCCAGAGCGAGAAGGUGGCCGGGAACAGGCGCGUCGACACCGACUCAGCCUCCGCAAUCCAUUCUUCGCCCGUUCGAUCACCUCCCGCUGGCUCCACGCGGCACCCGUCACCGACACCGACCCAGACGACGGCGCACCAGCCCCCAUAGUUCGAAAAAGCCGACAAACACAAAGUCCCACGAGGCCACCCAAAGCAGCAACGACGCCCCUCAACGAGGAAGACUUCCUAUCCGGACCCGGUCCAAAGGACCUCGUCUCCACCCCAACCGACUUCAGCGCAUCGCUACCCACCUACGCCGACGACGGGACAGCACCACGCCCGCUGGCCCAAUCCUUCACAGAAUCCCACUCCGCAACCGCCCGCGCCUCCCUAGGAAGCAAAGACCACCACCGGCGCCGCGGCUCCCUGGGCAUCUUCGGCUGGAUGAAAGGAGCCAGUGGGCUGGGCUCGAAGAAGUCCGACUCAGACACCUCAGCGACGCUGUCCUCAUCGUUGAGCUCCGUGCCCAAGGACAGAGCAUCCUCCCGUCUGGCGCCGGAGCGAGCCCCCGCGGAGCCUCCCAAGCCUGCCGCUGCUGAUAUGGCGUCCAUGAACGUCUCCGUGACGGACUUUGCGCCGCCGGUGCGUCCUGCGGGGCGGACGGACGAGGAUGAUGGUGGUUGGAGACCGCGCUAUAUGGACAGACGACCUCGUCGGGGGUGAUUCAUUCCUUGACUUUUUUUUUCUUUUCGUUUUCUAACUUGCAUUCUGUGUACAUCUUGCAUGGCUCUUUCCUUCCUUUCUGGUUCUUCCUUUUUCUCAUUUCGUUUAUUCUCUCUCUCAUUCUUCCCUUCCAAUCUACGAUUACACCGGCUCGAAGAGGUCAGUCCUCAUCACGACACGAACGAUACCCACGCAUUGGACUCCUUCCCU
This is a messenger RNA of Aspergillus campestris IBT 28561, 3392 nucleotides long. RefSeq lists its product as uncharacterized. The transcript is spliced from 5 exons. Lineage: Eukaryota; Fungi; Ascomycota; Eurotiomycetes; Eurotiales; Aspergillaceae. Bases 174 to 3182 code for a protein of 1002 amino acids. Gene Ontology annotation, cellular component: microtubule organizing center. The record is from RefSeq and is a predicted model, not a curated record.